GGAAGAUUUGCGAAUUGGAGUGAAGCUUUGUCCUCGCUCAACAAAGUUCUUCGGGAUACCGAGAGGCGCUGGGGGAUGAGAGAGCCUCUGUGGCCCUGACUAAACCCUCCCACGUACCCGAGUCCCCAUCCCUGCCGAGUUGCCUGCGCUCCUCCGCUUCGCUCCAACCCCUAAUUGUCGCUCUGAGACGCGGAAAAACUACAGCUCCCAGGGUGCAUCGCGCCGAGAUCUGGCCUCCGUGAAUCAGGUGGCUCGGGUCAGGUGACUUCUGGCCCGCCCCACAGUUAAGUCAAGCCGGCGGAGAGAGGCGGGUACCGUCGAGAGCCGCUCUUGCGUCCAGUGCACCCGGUCCUCUGAAGCUAGAGGACCUCAGGUUGCACAAAGCAGUUGAAGAGGGAGAAAUUCAGAAUUUGCUCACUUCCUCAAAGUGGAACCUUAACCAACCCACUUAGCCUCUCUGAGCCCAUUUCCCCACAUUUCUGAGAAAGUUCUUUGAAAUCGAGGAACAUGAUAAGGACGUGGCUGGUUAUUUUUAUCCUGUCCCCCCUGAAGCUUAUAGAGAAAUGUGAGUCAGCAGUCGACUUCACCGUUCCUCCCUCUGUGAAGCUGGAAAACGGAAGUUCCACCAGCGUCAGCAUCUCCCUUCCGCGCCCUUUAAACGCAACCCUGGUGAUCACUUUUGAAAUCACAUUUCGUUCGAAAAACGUUACUAUCCUUCAGCUCCCUGAUGAAGUUGUAGUGCCUCCCGGAGUGACAAAUUCCUCUUUUCAAGUGACCUCUCAAGAUGUGGGACAAGUCACUGUUUAUCUGCAUGGAAAUCAUUCCAACCAGACCAGCCCAAGGAUACUUUUCUCGGUGAUCCACAGCCACAUCUUAAGCAUCAUAAACCAGGUGAUUGGCUGGAUCUACUUUGUGGCCUGGUCCGUCUCCUUCUACCCUCAGGUCAUCACCAACUGGAGGCGGAAAAGUGUCGUUGGUCUGAGCUUCGACUUCGUGGCCCUGAACCUGAUGGGCUUCGUGGCCUACAGCGUGUUCAACAUCGGCCUCCUCUGGGUGCCCUACAUCAAGGAGCAGUUUCUCCUCAAAUACCCCAAUGGCGUGAACCCCGUGGUCAGUAACGACGUCUUCUUCAGCCUGCACGCGGUCGCCCUCACCCUGGUUGUCCUGGUGCAGUGCUGCUUGUAUGAGCGAGGCAACCAGCGCGUGUCCUGGCCCGCCAUCAGCUUCCUGGUGCUCUCCUGGCUCUUCACCCUCGCCGCCUUGAUCGUGGCCGCAGUCGGGUCCAUCACAUGGCUGCAGUUUCUCUUCUGCUUCUCUUACAUCAAGCUGGCGGUGACGCUGAUCAAGUAUUUCCCGCAGGCCUACAUGAACUUUCACUACAAAAGCACCGAAGGCUGGAGCAUUGGCAACGUGCUACUGGACUUCACCGGGGGCAGCUUCAGCCUCCUCCAGAUGUUCCUCCAGUCCUACAACAACGACCAGUGGACCCUGAUCUUUGGAGACCCAACCAAGUUUGGACUUGGCAUCUUCUCCAUCAUCUUCGACAUUGUCUUCUUCAUCCAGCACUUCUGCUUGUACAGGAAAAAACCAGGGUAUGAGCAGCUGAACUAGCUCCCAGGAACCCAGAGGAAGCAGCCCCCGCCCAGGGCCCUGGUGGGAAAGGCUCCACCAGGAAGGCUGGAAGAGCUGUCUCAAGUGCAGGGCUGGCUCCAUGUGGAGAAACAUCCUCUUCCUCAGGGCCAAGUGCCUUAACCUCGAACCAGCCUGCCUGGGGCCAGAACUUUGCUGGGCCAGGGAGGAACCUCCCGGUGGGACUGGCACCUGAGUGUGGAGAUGAAUGGCCAGACCAUGGGUCAUCCCUCCCAGCCUCCCCAGAGAUCUCAGCCCCUCCUGGGCCUUACCGGCCAGGCAUCCGGCCCUCCUGCAUCUUGAUGCUGCAUCUCUAUUUUCUUUAAGGCUUCAGGCAGCCAUCCCAGGCAGGAUUGAGCACUGAGCUUGGACCGGAAGGCCUUGCCCCAAGCAACCAGUGUUUCUGGGAGCAACUUGAAGGACUGACCUUGCAGCUGGGAGAGCCAAGGGCACUGUGCUGCCGCUGCUGUGUUCAGAGACCAAGCAGCCAGGUGCUGUGGCCAAUAGACCCAGUGGUGCUGGUGCUGGUGGCAGAGGGGCUAGGACUUUGGGGUUAGGCUUUGGGAGCCCCCCCCCCCCCCGAAGGCUGCAUUCUCUGAGCACUCACUGUCCUGACACUCGUUCCAUGUAACUCCACUUCCACGACAUGUGAUCACAGGCGUGCCAGGCCAGGCUCGGGUAAAGAAAGUGUUUUCAAGCCUUGAGGUGCCCAACAGAUCUGUUCGGAACCAGAUUCCCAUCCAACAUUCUGGAUCCUUAUCACACCUACAACCCCUGUUGGACUUUCCAGAGGGAUGGAAUGGAAGUGAUGGCUUACUUUCUUCUGCCUUCUGCUACCUCCACUUUCUCCUAGUCGGGCCCCACGUGAGCCCCCCCGACCUGCUCCUUACCCUGAGUGUGGGGUGCAGGACACACACACACACAACCAGUCUGUGCCUUAGAGGCCUGCAGACCUGCCAGGUGGUGAGUAGCUCCCUUGAGGGGAAGGGCAGACCCCCCUCCCUCACCUGAGACUCCCCAAUUUAUGGCUGUUUAGGAGCCUCAGAUAAGGACUUGCGACCACCCCACACAAUCUUCGUGGGCCCAGCCUGAUCCUAAAGCCUCUCCUUUCCCACCCCAAGUAGUUGUCCUUCCUGUGGCAGUGGGGGAGGGGAGGGGCCCAGGAUGUGCCUUGUACAUGCGUCGAGCUUGUCAGUCUGCUCUCAGAUUUGUUUACCAUGAGAUCAGCAUGAGGGACAUCUGUCCUUAAUUAAUUAAACCUGAUUUAUUUCCUCUGCA
Phacochoerus africanus (Common warthog) is the source of this 2907-nucleotide messenger RNA. RefSeq names its product cystinosin, lysosomal cystine transporter (gene CTNS). Gene Ontology annotation, cellular component: lysosomal membrane. NCBI's taxonomy places the organism in Eukaryota, Metazoa, Chordata, Mammalia, Artiodactyla, Suidae. Gene Ontology annotation, biological process: L-cystine transport. The coding region runs from base 508 to 1611 and encodes 367 amino acids. The transcript is spliced from 12 exons. The record is from RefSeq and is a predicted model, not a curated record. Gene Ontology annotation, molecular function: L-cystine transmembrane transporter activity.